Messenger RNA from Papilio polytes (common Mormon), 1364 nucleotides. RefSeq names its product RNA-binding protein 42. Lineage: Eukaryota; Metazoa; Arthropoda; Insecta; Lepidoptera; Papilionidae. Gene Ontology annotation, molecular function: mRNA binding. The record is from RefSeq and is a predicted model, not a curated record. The transcript is spliced from 8 exons. The coding region runs from base 216 to 1208 and encodes 330 amino acids.
CUCAACUCAUAACCUAUGUCUGACGUUUUUCUAUAGUUAUAAUAACUAUUUCAUUGAAUUUAACCUAAUUUGUUAUUGUAAUUGUUGAUAUUUUAUUUAAUUGAGUACAUAUCAUUGUGACAUUACAAAUAAUAAAUACGGUUGUUUGAAUAUACUUUAAUUAAAGACAUCCAAAACAUCAAGAUGGACUUAUGUGUCAAACAAAGAGGUGAACAAUGGAUGAUUCUAACAAAUUUCAACAAAUGCAAGAUGAGAUGUCAAGGUUUGAAGCGGAGAUAUCUGGUGGGGAGAUUGCGACGGGCCCCAGAGCGGUGAUCAGCUCAAGUACAUUUGGGGCAGCUCAGCAGCGGCUGGAGCGCGUGCCGCCGCCGCCGCCGCCUCCCACAUUGCUGCCACCGCCUUACGAUUCACCUGUCAUGGACAAUGGCAUGAUGGGGUCCAGCCUCAUGUACCCUGGAGUGCCACAAACAUCUUCACUCAUGGUCCCAGCUUCGGUGCAAAGAUUAAGACCUUCUGAGCAUUCGGAUCCAUACCCUGGCCCGAUGCCAUUCCUCCGACCAGGGCUACCAGGACCACAGCUGGUCCCUCCUCCUCCACCGAAGCCGCAGCCUAUUGUGCUCUCUGCUGCACCCAAACUGUACAAACAACCUAAAGAUGAUGAUGACAAGAAAGAGAAAGAAGGCAAAAAGAGGAAACGUGAACCUUCGCCGGUACCGGAGGUGAUAGUGCAGCGCGAGCCGACGCCGCCGCCCGCGCCGCCGCCGCCGCCGCAGGACACUGCGCCCAAACUCAAGAAGGAGAAGAAACACAGAAAGGUGAUCAGGACGGCGGGGGGCCAGGUGUGGGAGGACGUGACGCUGCUGGACUGGCCUGAUGAUGACUUCAGGAUGUUCUGUGGAGACCUCGGUAAUGACGUCACCGAUGAACUGCUGACGCGGACGUUCAGUAAAUACACGUCGUUCCAACGCGCGAAGGUGAUCAGAGACAAGCGAACUAACAAAAGCAAAGGAUUCGGUUUCGUCAGCUUCAAGGAUCCCGGGGAUUUUAUCAAAGCAAUGAAAGAAAUGGACGGGCGCUACGUGGGCAGUCGGCCCAUAAAGCUGCGCAAGAGCACGUGGCGCAGCCGCGCGCUGGACGUGGUGCGCCGCAAGGAGAAGGAGAAGGCGGCGCUGCUCUCGCUGCUGAUGGCCGGCAAGGCCCAACAUUGACACGCAUUUUAUAUAUGGACCGUUUAUUUUGAGAGUGGUGUAAGUUUGCACCUCAGAAAUAUUUAUUAAUGUAGUAAUUCACCUCAAACAAAUGUAUAUAAUAAAAUUGAUUUACAAAACAAUAGAAACAUUGCCAGACUUUAUACAAUUUGCCUA